Drosophila willistoni is the source of this 1782-nucleotide messenger RNA. RefSeq names its product zinc finger protein 250. The transcript is spliced from 2 exons. Gene Ontology annotation, molecular function: RNA polymerase II cis-regulatory region sequence-specific DNA binding; DNA-binding transcription factor activity. The coding region runs from base 1 to 1782 and encodes 593 amino acids. The record is from RefSeq and is a predicted model, not a curated record. Gene Ontology annotation, biological process: regulation of transcription by RNA polymerase II. Lineage: Eukaryota; Metazoa; Arthropoda; Insecta; Diptera; Drosophilidae.
AUGGGUUUCAAGCAUGCCAUAAUGCAGCGUACUUAUGACUUGUCACCAUUGUCACCACCAACACCAACGACAACAGCAACUGCAACAACAACGGCUCUGGCAAUUCAGCCAAAUGGAGCAUCGGUGGCUGUUGCCGCUGCAGCAGCUCCUGGCCAAGUUACAGACUUUAGCAUAAGUCGCAUAUUGGGCAAAGAGAAGGAGAUUAAAAAAAAGACCACAUCGGAUAUAUUGGAUCUCUCGAAGGGCAGUCAACCAGCAACUCAAAAGCCAAUUACAGCACAACCAACGACAACAUCACCAAUUGCCGUCUCAACUCCGGCCAGUAAUCCAUAUUUAAAUGCCUAUUCACCAGAUUUUUUGGCCAUGGCAAAUGCUACCAAAUUCUAUGCACAAUUCUUUCCGCAUCUAUUGCCGGCAUAUGCGGCGGCAGCAGCAGCAGCUGGUCUAAAUACGCCACCCACUUCGCCCUAUCAGCAGACCCAAACCCAACACCAGCAACAGCAGCAGCAGCAACACCAACAGAAACGUUAUUUUGCUCCCUAUGUGAUCAAUGGCAGUUCCCAGACACAAUCUUAUGCACCUCGUACGAAAUCUUCUACAGCCUGCACAAGGCCGGAUUGUCUGGAGUGCUUGGAUUACUACAAACAACUUCAAUCCGUUGCCUAUAAACACUCGACCCCAUUGAUAUCGCCAGCAGCCUCAUCGGCAAGCAGCACACACAGUACACGUCCUGGUCGGCAGGAUAAUCUCAAUCUCCAUCUCAAUCAUCUUACCACCAGCAGCACAAAUAUCUCACUGACCACAGUGACCAAUCUAAGUCUGAGUACUAGCCAAAAUGCGGCAUCUGUUGCCCUCAUACCCAAGCCUCAAGCCGUUGUCAGUGCCGUCGGCAUGGGAACUAAUAACACAGCCUCCUCAGAAGAGAUCAGCUACAAGUGUCGCAUAUGUGACAAAGUUUUCGGUUGCUCAGAGACACUACAGAACCACGAAAAGACUCACAAAUCACCGCGCUAUGAAUGUUCGGAUUGCGGCAAAGGAUUCUCCCAGUUACGAAAUUAUAAAUAUCAUUUGUCGGUUCAUCGUGGGACCAAGGAAUUCGCAGCCGAGUGUCCUGAGUGUGGGAAAACGUUUAAUGACAAAGGUUAUCUGAGUAGUCAUAUGAAAAUACAUAGAAACCGCAAAGAAUAUGAAUGUCCUUAUUGCCCCAAGUCAUUUAAUCAACGUGUCGCCUUCAAUAUGCAUGUGCGCAUCCACACGGGAGUCAAGCCACACAAAUGCACCGAAUGUGGCAAGAGAUUCUCGCGGAAGAUGCUCCUCAAGCAACACAUGCGCACCCACAGUGGCGAGAAACCAUAUCAGUGUUCCGUUUGUGGCAAAUCCUUUGCCGAUCGCAGCAACAUGACCCUGCAUCAUCGUCUCCAUUCGGGCAUAAAGCCAUUCAGUUGUCCACUCUGCCCGAAAGCCUUUACAAAAAAGCAUCAUCUGAAAACGCAUCUCAACUAUCACACCGGCUGCAAGCCCUACGUCUGUCCGCAUCCCAAUUGCAAUCAGGCCUUCACACAAUCGAGUAAUAUGCGUACCCAUGCCAAAAAGUGUCAAUAUCGACCAAUGGAUAGUGCUCCAGGCGGCACAUAUCCUAUGCUUGGGAAGAGUCCGAGUCAAGGACAAAGUCAAGUGCCUGCCAGCCUAUCACUGGCCACAUUCGCCAUACCUGGACCACCACCUUCAGCGACCUUUCCGCCGGCACAGCAAUCUCUGCUCAGUAAUUUGAGAACAUUUUGA